AUGAAAUGCUCAGGUUGUUUGAAAGCAUCUAAAGAUAUAAAUAGCAUAAAAUGUUGCGGCGCUGCCUGCGACAAACAAUUCUGCUCAAUGUGUAUAAACAUAGGUACAAUGUCAAAUGAGAAGAAAAAAAACUGGAGAUGCCCCGACUGCUGUGCCAUGAAAAAAAAAGGUGGUGAUAACAGCCUGACUCCUGUUCGGCCGGCUGAUGAGAACAUUACAUUGAGGAAAAAGCAUGAUGAAUCGCCCGAGGAAAAUUUACAUGCCGAGGUUAAGGAGCUCACAGAAGAAGUUCGUCUUCUUACGCGAGAAAUAACUUCACUAAAGGAGCGCCUAGAAAGUGCCACGUCAUCUAUGUCAUGCUGUCAGGCAAGACUAGAGGAAUUAACGACUUCAAUAGCCACCAAUGACUUUAGAAUAAAGAGUCUGGAAAAUCGAGACAAGGAGGUUAAGAUACUUGAAAACAAGGUAUUGGAACUGCAACAAGAAGUAAAUACCCAAUCGCAACAACAACUGUGCAACGAAUUAGAGCUGGCGGGUAUCCCCGAAUCAAACAACGAAAACCUGCACCACAUUGCACUACUAGCUGCGAAAAAGGUAGGUGUCGACCUGGCUGAUGACGACAUUGACUGGGUGACAAGAGCUGGACCUCACAUUAAGCGUGCUGUUAAUCCCAAUAGCGAUGUAAAUAGUACUAGACCUAUUGUAGUGCGUUUUCUACGUCGCAGUAAGCGAGAUCAACUAAUAAAGGCCUCGAAAACAAGACGCAAUGUCACGAGCAGCGAUCUGGAUGUACCAGGCAAAUCAUAUAAAAUCUACUACAAUGAACGCCUGACGAAAGAAAAUAGAUUGCUUUUUCGAACUGCGCGCUCAAAAGCAAAGGAACAUCAAUACGCCUACUGCUGGGUCACACAUGGUAAAAUAUUUCUCAAACAGAAAGAAGGGAAAGCAGCACUGCACGUGCGUACAUUUAAUGACCUUACUCGCAUAUUUUGUACCCCCUAA
Arctia plantaginis is the source of this 1002-nucleotide messenger RNA. NCBI's taxonomy places the organism in Eukaryota, Metazoa, Arthropoda, Insecta, Lepidoptera, Erebidae. The record is from the annotation of a GenBank genome assembly.